CAUAAUUCCAAACACCAAACAAACACCAUUUUUCACAAUUGUUGAGAGAGUCAAUUUCUUUAACUUUCAAAAAAUGGCCAAGUUUGGUGCAACCCUAGUUCUCACAUUGAACAUUCUUUUCUUCACUAUGGUUAGUUCCACUUAUGUCCCAUGUCCACCACCCCCACACCACAAACCCCACCCCAAACCCCACCCNNNCUCUACCCCUUCCACCCCCUCUACCCCCUCCACCCCAUCAUCAAAGGGAAAGUGCCCAAAGGACACACUAAAGCUAAAUGCUUGUGCCAAUUUGCUAAAUGACUUAGUGCACCUUGUUAUUGGAAGUAGCCCAGCCAAGACUAAAUGUUGCUCUUUAAUUCAUGGACUUGCUGAUCUUGAUGCUGCUGUUUGCCUUUGCACUGCCCUUAAAGCUAAUCUAUUGGGAAUUAACCUAAAUGUUCCACUUUCACUCAGCUUGUUACUCAACAACUGUGGCAAAUAUGUCCCAAAGGACUUCCAAUGUUAAUUUAUUAUGCUAUAGACAAAUUUCUCCAUUUUGCAAAAAAAAAAAAUCCACUUUCAUAUAGUGUAUUUUGUUUCUUUUUGUUUGAGUGUGUGUGUGUGUUUGGUGUUUUGUAUGCUUAUAUAUUUGUUUAUUUUCAAAGGAGUUACUAUAUGUAGUUUAUUUUGAUUGGUUAGAUGGAAGGCAAUAGUUGUUGGUUUUCUUUUGUUGUAUGAUUCCAUUUUAAUCAUGAGUGAUAAAUGAAAUAUAUUUGUGGAGUUUAUAUA
Molecule: messenger RNA, 768 nt
Organism: Solanum pennellii
Lineage: Eukaryota; Viridiplantae; Streptophyta; Magnoliopsida; Solanales; Solanaceae
Product: 14 kDa proline-rich protein DC2.15-like
Exons: 2
Coding region: 74-505 (143 amino acids)
Source: RefSeq, a predicted model, not a curated record